Messenger RNA from Bombus huntii, 1694 nucleotides. It is a transcript of the gene CstF50, whose product is annotated as cleavage stimulation factor subunit 1. Bases 79 to 1389 code for a protein of 436 amino acids. The record is from RefSeq and is a predicted model, not a curated record. Gene Ontology annotation, cellular component: mRNA cleavage stimulating factor complex. Gene Ontology annotation, biological process: mRNA 3'-end processing. The transcript has 4 exons. NCBI's taxonomy places the organism in Eukaryota, Metazoa, Arthropoda, Insecta, Hymenoptera, Apidae. Gene Ontology annotation, molecular function: protein binding; RNA binding.
UUUGAGUGCGAUUUAGUGCAUCGUACCGGAAAGAAGUGACAGUCUUUAACCUAACGUGAAAUACGAGAUUUAUACACUAUGAAAGAACCAGAAGUGGACCCGAAAAAUAUUAUAAAAAGCAGAGAACUCCUUUACAGGCUUAUGAUCAGCCAAUUGUUCUAUGAUGGACACCAGACAUUGGCGGUACAGCUGUCAAAUAUAAUUCAAGCAGAACCUCCAUGCCCUCCAUCCGAUCGUUUACUUCAUUUAAUGUUGAUUGGUCUAGCUCAUGAACCUGAUCGUUCUAAAAAGGACACGAGUAACUUAUCUUCUUUCACAUCGACUUUUGAUAACACUUUGGGACCUGGUCUAGAUUUAGAAUUUGAAACAGAAGCUCAAACUCAAGCACCAGAACCUGCACAAUAUGAGACUGCCUAUGUAACUUCCCACAAAGGAAACUGCAGAGCUGGAGCAUUUUCUGCAGAUGGUCAGUUGAUAGCAACUGGAUCAGUCGAUGCAUCAAUUAAAAUUUUAGAUGUGGAUAGAAUGCUAGCUAAAUCUGCACCAGAUGAAAUGGCACCUGGUGAUCAAACAGGUGGUCAUCCAGUUAUAAGGACAUUGUAUGAUCAUUUAGAAGAAGUGACAUGUCUGGAAUUUCACCCAAGAGAGCCUAUUCUUGUAUCUGGGAGCAGAGACUUUUCUAUUAAGCUGUUUGAUUUCAGCAAAGCCAGUGUUAAAAAGGCAUUCAGAACUAUUACAGAUGCAGAUCAGAUACGAUGUUUAUCUUUUCAUCCUACUGGCGAUUUUUUAGUUGUUGGAACCAACCAUCCAGUAGUCAGGUUAUACGAUGUUAAUACAGCACAGUGCUUUGUCUGUAGCAUACCAAGUCAUCAACAUACUGCUGGAAUAACUAGUAUUAAGUAUUCUCCCGAUGCAAAAACUUAUGCAUCAGCUGGUAAAGAUGGAAGUAUCAAAUUAUGGGAUGGUGUAUCAAACCGAUGUAUAAAUACUUUUGUGAAAGCACAUGAUGGCUAUGAAGUAUGUUCAGUGACUUUUACGAGAAAUGGAAAGUAUUUACUGUCAUCAGGGAAAGAUUCUUUGAUAAAAUUAUGGGAACUGUCUACUAGCAGAUGUCUAAUAGCAUAUACAGGUGCUGGAACUACAGGCAAACAAGAACAUAAAGCUCAAGCUAUUUUUAAUCACACUGAAGACUAUGUAAUGUUUCCUGAUGAAGCGACAACAUCAUUAUGUGCAUGGAAUUCUCGAAAUGCAUCUAGGAAACAGUUACUAUCAUUAGGACAUAAUGGUCCAGUAAGACUGAUUGUCCAUUCUCCAACCGCUCCAGCAUUCUUAACAUGCAGUGAUGAUUUUAGAGCAAGAUUUUGGUUUAGAAGAAUGCCCACUCAUUAGAUUGGAAUUUAAAGAAUCAAUACCCAUCUUGAACAUAACAAAUUUAAGUUUGGUAACAUUUACUGUAGCUUUUGAUAUGAUUAGCAGAAUAAUAAUCGUUGAAACGUUGAGAAAGAAGUAUCGGAUUGCGAAUGAUUCCAAAAAAUUUUGUACAAACAAUCUUAAAUGAUCAAAUGAUUACUUGCUGCGCCCUGAAGCGACAAACGUUUAUUCAUUUAGCGUAUGUUAUACCUAAUUUUAUAUCAAAUGUACUUAUUCAUUUCAUUUUGCUUUUUUGAAGUAAAAAAGACGACAAUUUUCACCGA